AUAACUUCGAGUUUUUACUUCCGGUUUAGUCCUAUAAUACUGAUAGUGCUUGUGUUUCUUUAAAUUUCAGUGAUAUAACUAGAUUUUGUAAUGGCAACAAUGUUGGCAGUGGUGUCAAAAAAAAGUAGUGCAAAAUUAAAACCAGUAGUAGUUCAAGGAUCUUAAAAAACGUAAGUUUAUUAUAAUAAAAAAAUGUUCACCUUUCUAUCUUUUUAAUUACUUUUAAUAUUAAUAUAGACUAAGUUACUAAGUAAGACCAAGAAAACUGAAGAAGUGGACCGUGGAGUUAUGAUUUUUUCGUGAUUUUUUUUUAACCACCUUAUUUAUUUAUCUUUGUAUUUAAAUUAACUGCAAAAACUUGUGACCUACUUUCCAGGUUCCAACUUUCUUGACUUAUAAGUUAUUUUGCCCACAACUUAUUUAUUUUAUUAUAAAAGAUAAUAAUAUGAUUCAUUAUGAUAAAUCAUAAUCAUAAAUGAAUAAUAGUAAUAGUAAUAAUGCUACCAGAUUUUCAGGAGACAUUCUUUCUAUCUCAAUGCAAUGUUAACCUGUGCGGUACUGACCUACUUUUAUUGUCUCAGUACCGGCCAUUAAUUGGCUACUAAUUCCCUGUGGCCCUGGCCCAGACUCAGACAUUAUUUUGGAAUGAGUCAAAAUUUGAUAGGAUUGUUAAUUUAUUUUUUAAAUUUUUUGUUUUAAACAAUUAAUAAUAACAUGUAGUGAAUUAUCUGUUCAAAAAUGGAUAAGGGUGUUAAAAGACCACUUCUAAUCCCAAUUAAAGCUCAAUAAAAUUUUCAGAACAAAAGGUUUCUUCAAGUGGGACUAAGUUGCCAUCAACAAUAGCGAUUAGGUAGCGCAAUGGAAACAAAAUAUACAGAUUCAUUAAAAAACUCAGUAAUUGGUCGAUUUUCAUAAAAUUUGACUAUUCCCCUAACGAAUAAACAUCUGCCCGAGACUGGGGUGAAAGGUUAUAUCCUCGUUUCUAUGUGGCAAAUAGAUGCGCUUCGGCCACAGGGAAAAUGAUCGGCUGGUGAAAAAAGACGCGCUUGGGUCACAGGAAAAUUAGGUCACUUCAAAAAGACUCGCCGGGUACUGUACGGGUUAAUAUUCAAUUUACAACACAAUAAAUAACAAAACAAAUAUGUAACAUCAACGUCAAAACGUUUUGUUUUUGAUAAUUUUAAAUGGGGGUAUGUGUUAAGAAUCCCAUGAACAGAAAAAUAGGAACAAUUAUUAUUUGUUAAGGAAAAAACAAACAAAUAAUGUUUAUUGUAUUUUAAUGAAUUAUAUUUUAAACUAAAUUUAAAUGUAAAAUUAGAUCAAUGUUAAAUUUUAAAAAUAUUUCUUACAUUUAUAAAAGGUAAGCAGAAGUCUUUUUUUUUUUUUAAUGUUAAGUUGAAUGCAUAAGUUUUUAUUAAAAAAUUCUAAUAUCACAAAUAAGACUAAUAUAAAUACAAGCAUACCAGUACUGGGGUAUGUGAUUAAAUUUUAAAAGGUAAUCAGUAAUGGGGAUGUUCUGCCUGUCAUUUUCUAUUUAGAGUGCUCUUCAAACUACUAGGUCGUAUUGAUAAAUCCACAAUCUCUCUUUCAUGUACUUUGUCUUUGUCUAAACGUGCCUCCUUGUAGAUAGGAGGAGUUCUUUAAUAGAAAAUUAAAAUGUUCUCUUGUGUCUAAAUGAAACCUAGAAAUAACAUCUAAUCAUAUCCUGAAUCUACACAAUUUGUUAUUGCUUUUUAAUGGUGUUCAAUUUUUUUGUUCAGUAAAACAAAUUUCUUUUACUACUAUUUUAUUAGAAAUAUUAAAUAUUUCUCCAUGUAAACUGUUUUUGUAUGCCCCAAUAAAAAAUAAUUACUAUGAUGUUGAGUCUUAUUUGUUUAUUUGAUGUCUUUGAUUUAUAAUUAAAUGCCUUAUUAAUUAAACAAAUACUAAUUUAAAUUAGGCCUGCAAGUGUAAAUGCAUUUGUAGUAAUAGAAUAGUAGUUUUAGUUAAUUAGUAAUAUUAGUACUGGUAUUAGGCUUAGUAUACACUAUAAUAUAGUAAUAAUGUUCUCUUAUAGGAGUAAUGUCACUAAUUAGAGAAUAAAAAUUGAUAUUAUUACAAUUAUUACACUAUUAUUGAUUCAAUAAAGAAUAAGGGAUAUAAUGUUUAUAUUAAAUGCUUUCAUAAAAUUUCUAAACUUAAAUUGAUUUUAUACAUAUUAUUAUUGUAUAAUUAUUUGUGUAAAUCAAGAGACAAAACUCACAACAGACUAUACAAACUAAAAUGAAUAAAAACUGAAUUUACUGGAGUGUAUUAAUUUCUAAUAAUAUUGGAAAACUGUUUCUCAUUAAUUAACUGAUAAGUGUUACACGGAUUUUUGAAGAUGAACAAUAACGGUCAUCUUUUUUUAUUUCUUCGUCUUAAAUUUAUAAUGACGAGAGUCAUUUCUGACAACCCAAUUUUUUAUUUUAUUUGAGGGGGGGAUAACUGUUGAAAAUAUCACAUGUUCAUAAAUUCUUUGGUGCCUAACUUUUUUCAGCUAUUGCUAUUAUUAAUGAAAUAAAGUUAUUCCCCUUUGUGAAAAAAUGAAGCUCUAGCUCUGUAAAGCGUUAUGUUCUGUGAGUUUGCAUUAAUAAAUAAUAAGAAAUUAAGUACAUACCAAUCAAUAAAAAUAAAUCUUUUGCCACUCACAAAAUAUACAAUGCUGCAAAAAUGAUAUCGCAGUGUUUUGAAAAAUAUGCGCUCUAUAUUACUGAUGACAAAAUAGUUUAUUAGUUUAUUAUUAGAAAACGGUGAUGUAAAAUGCAAAAAAAAAAAAAAAAAAAAAAAAAAAAGAGGAUAAUCACGGAGAACAAAAAAAAAAAAAAAAAAAAAAAGAAAAAGGUGAUGUAAAAAGCAAAAAAAAAAAAAAAAAAAGAAAGAAAGAUAAUCACUGAGAUCAAUGUUAUGUCAUCAGUGUUCGAGCUAUGUAGUACAAGGGUUGGACUGCGAUAAUAAAGUUAUUAUAUUUGUUAGUUUUUGUAAUUAGGCUAUUGGCUCAAUGUAAUAAUAAUGUAAUUGUCAAUAGUAGGUUAUGCCUUAAGUUAUAACUUUAUGAGACAGGACAUUUUGUGUAAAUAAAACAAUAUAGGCAUAGGUUAGGUAGUUAGGUCUAAUAUGAUCAGAGUUUGAAUGACCAGUAGUUUCAGAUUUCAUGACAUUAAUCUGUUUCCGUAAGGAAAACUUAUUUUAUUUCUUGUUUGCCACUCACUCUUGCGGUCUCAGAUAAGUUAUGUUAAUUCUCUGAUUUUUUAAUUUUUUUUUUGUUUUGAUUUUGAAGGCUUUCAGCUAACAGCUCCAAUUUUUCCCUACUCUGUUGGUUACAUUCCUCAAUGUUUGAUUUAAAGUCAGGGAACGCCAAUUUUGGAAUUAAUUGAAUUUCAUUCUACCUGAUUUCACAGAAUUGUCUGAAGACCUGGACAACUAGAAACUUACCACGUCUGAGGUACUUCACCACUAUUAGAGUAUCUUACGUCCUUAGGUCUGGUCAGUAGAGAAGUGUACGUUAAAACCAGUCUGUCUUUCCUCUUAUGUAAGUAUCAUUCAUAGCAAAGUUAAUCAUUGAUCCUGGUGACCCAUUUGGAUUUUAAAGGGGUAUACUAUAAUUGAGUAUGGUCUGUUUCUGAUGGUCGCACCAUUUUACAAACAACUUUUGGGCCAAUAAUACAUACCAUGGCCAGCGGACCAUUCUCUAAAAUGAGAUAAAAUACUUUUAUUGAUCCAAAUAAAAUAAACGGAAAUGUUUUAAAAAAAAAUUCAUGGUACACAUUAUUUUCAGUCUUGAAAAUUCUUGUUUGAGAAUUUCGUUGUUCCCUAAAAUUAGUCUGUGGUAAGACUUUCGUCUCAUAAAUGUGCUGUAAAAAUAACUGUAAAUAAUUAAAUAGUUAUAGUAGAGGCCGACAUAUGCAAAAUAUAAAUAUCAACUUUUGUUAACGAUGUGGAAGGUGCAAAUUGAAGUAUGCUCUCUGACUCUGUAUGACAUAAAUGGAAUAGUUUUGAUGAAGAUUAAUAUCAUUGAAAGGGACAUUUAUUAAAAAUUAAUCCCACUACAGUAGGCCUAUCCAGUGCAUAUGCCUGUACAUUUUUUAUGAUCACCUUCACCUUAUGAUACUCGAUGAUAGAGAAAAAAAUGGGGGAGAAGCAAGGGCACAAUAAUUUUGAUAUUAAAAUAAUUGAUUGUCUCAAAAAAAAGUUGUACCUACAGAUCUUUAAACCCAUUGUAUUCUUAGGGAAGUGAAACAUAUCAUUUUCUAAAGUCCUAAAAUGUGUGAGGCCAUCACUGAAGAUGGCAUAGAAAACCAGCCGGUGAAACUUGCCAAGACUGUAAGGUAAACAUGAUGAUAAUGUCAGGGCACUCAGUAUAGUCAUUGGGGGACUUGGGGAUUGAAGGGACAGUUACAUCAUAUGGUAUUAUCAAGUUCAUUGAAGUUUUAAAAAAAUGAGAAAAUAUGAAAGCUUUUCAUUAAGUAAAUGGAUCUGCAAUUUGUAUUUAGUAAUACCCUAUCUCAAAUUUUAACAACCAAAUAUAUUAUUUAGAUCAGGCCUCACAAACUCAAUACUCUCCAAGCUUUGUCCUCCACUUUCCAACACUACGGUAUGCUAAUUAAUGCCAAACCUUUGUGGAGUAGGAGUUAAAUAGUAAUGAUGAUAGUGUUAACCUAUGAGAAGUUGGAGCUAAAUAGUCGUGAUGAUAAGUAGGAGUUACUUAGUCAUUAGAUGUUUUAUUUAAUCUAUGAAAAAUUCCUAUUAUUUUAUGAUCUGCAGGGAAACGGGACAGAAAUGUGUCAAGUGUGAUAAUCCUGGAAUACUUAUAACUCGAAUUGAUGACUCCUUCUGCAAGUAAGAUUAAUACAGGAGCUAUCUCUGUGUAACUAAGUUUCAUAAAGUGCUUAUUACAUAUACCUUAAGUGCUAAGUGUACAGUGGUGCAUCACAGAGUACAGCAGUGCAUCACAGAGUACAAUGGUGGAUUGGAGAGUACAGAGUGCAUCACAGAGUACAGCAGUGCAUCACAGAGUACAAUGGUGGAUUGGAGAGUACAGCAGUGCAUCACAGAGUACAAUGGUGGAUUGGAGAGUACAGCAGUGCAUCACAGAGUACAGCAGUGCAUCACAGAGUACAGCAGUGCAUCACAGAGUACAAUGGUGGAUUGGAGAGUACAGCAGUGCAUCACAGAGUACAGUGGUGCAUCGUAGAGUACAGCAGUGCAUCACAGAGUAAAAUGGUGGAUUGGAGAGUACAGCAGUGCAUCACAGAGUACAAUGGUGGAUUGGAGAGUACAGAAGUGCAUCACAGAGUACAAUGGUGGAUUGGAGAGUACAGAAGUGCAUCUCAGAGUACAAUGGUGGAUUGGAGAGUACAGAAGUGCAUCACAGAGUACAGUGGUGGAUUGGAGAGUACAGCAGUGCAUCACAGAGUACAGUGGUGCCUUGUAGUUGUAGAACUCGCCUAUUCUGUUUUUGGAUGGAAUUGGUUCUGCUGGACCUCAUUUCCCAUUCUUACCCUAGGGGGGAAUGUUAUUAGUUUCCGAGCUGGGACGGACCUCGUGGCUAAUGAUUUCUAAAUAUUGACUUGUGUUUCAAAUGGUGUCUGUGAGGUGGAGGAGUGUGUCUCAAAUGGUGUCCAUGAGGUGGAGGAGUGUGUCUCAAAUGGUGUCUGUGAGGUGGAUGAGUGUGUCUCAAAUGGUGUCCAUGAGGUGGAUGAGUGUGUCUCAAAUGGUGUCCGUGAGGUGGAUGAGUGUGUCUCAAAUGGUGUCCAUGAGGUGGAUGAGUGUGUCUCAAAUGGUGUUCGUGAGGUGGAUGACUGUGUCUCAAAUGGUGUCCGUGAGGUGGAGGAGAAAUAGUGGAGUAAAAAACAGUCUUUUUGUGUAACAUUUCUUUUAAUUUAUUGAUAACACUUCAUGCACUAAGUGACCCUGUAUUUCAUUUCCAGGGAUUGCUUUCAAAUUUAUGUCAUUCACAAGUUUCGAGCAGCUAUCGGGAAAACAAAGCUGAUUAGAUGUGGAGAACAAGUUAUAGUUGCAUUUUCUGGGGGAGCAAAUUCUGCUGCCUUAUUGCAUCUGAUUGAACAUGUAAGCUUAUUAUAUACAUGACAUAUGAUUGAAGAUAACCUAUAUCCAGGUAUGAAUUAAGUCAUUGAUAAGAGGACAAGUGAAACAGGGUUAACUUUAACCCAGAAUAGCAUGGUGAUGCACCUGGCCACUUUUAGGUAAACCAUGGUACCAUUAAGAGUACAGGUCAGAGUGUACAGGUCAUAGUGUGCAUGUCAUAGUGUAAUUAUUGUAAAGGGCACAUGCUCAAAUGGCCACUGGAUCUCAAUAAUGAACCAAUUAUUGUAAAGGGCACAUGUCCAAAAUGCCACUGGAUCUCAAUAAUGAACCAAUUAUUGUAAAGGGCACAUGUCCAAAUGGCCACUGGAUCUCCAUAAUGAACCAAUUAUUGUAAAGGGCACAUGUCCAAAUGGCCACUGGAUCUCAAUAAUGAACCAAUUAUUGUAAAGGGCACAAGUCCAAAUGGCCACUGGAUCUCAAUAAUGAACCAAUUAUUGUAAAGAGCACAUGCUCAAAUGACCACUGGAUCUGAAUAAUGAACCAAUUAUUGUAAAGGGCACAAGUCCAAAUGGCCACUGGAUCUCAAUAAUGAACCAAUUAUUGUAAAGGGCAUAUGCUCAAAUGCCCACAUUGUAAAAAAAAAAUGUUAAACAAGAAUUUAUUUUGUUAAUAAAUAAAAAUGCAGAAACUUUUUCUGACUAAUUUUGUCAUGUUGUUUGUGCAGGGUAAAAGUGAGAGGGCCCACCGGAAACUUCGGUUUGUUCCCACCUUAAUUCAUGUUGAUGGUAAGUUAACAUUACUCUCUCAUUGGGUGUGGACUUGGGGGUUUGGGUGGUUGAGUUGGGAUGGCAGCAUUAGUCACAGUGUUAGAGGAGGAAAUAGUUGCUGUAUCAGCCAGUAGUGGUUGUAAACACCUGAAGAGCUGAUAAGUUCUUCAGGGUUGUAAUGUGGUCACGUUGAAUAAGAAUAGGUCACAAUGUCACUUGACUGUCAUGUAUUAGGUCAAGGAAUUGCCAUUGCAGGCAGUGUUUUUAUAGAGGGAAAUUUUUAUGUUGUUUUUGUCUGAUAAACAUUAUGUAAGCUGAAUAAGAUAAUAAAUAUGCAUUGCAAGUUUAACAUGAUGUAGUGUUGAGUCAAGUUACCAUCAAAGAGUUAACACUACCUAGAAAAUAAUAUAAAGCAGCCAAUACUAUAAAGCAGUCAACACUAUAAAGCAAACACUAUAAAGCAGUUCACAUUAUAAAGCAGGAACACUUUGCCUUAGAAGAUAUUUAUAUUUUGGAGAUUACAUUAGAUACUUACGUGCAUACCAUCUCCAGUGUUUUACAUGCAUACCAUCUCCACUGUUUUACAUGCAUACCAUCUCCAGUGUUUUACAUGCAUACCAUCUCCAGUGUUUUACAUGCAUACCAUCUCCACUGUUUUACAUGCAUACCAUCUCCAGUGUUUUACAUGCAUACCAUCUCCAGUGUUUUACAUGCAUACCAUCUCCAGUGUUUUACAUGCAUACCAUCUCCAGUGUUUUACAUGCAUACCAUCUCCAGAGUUUUACAUGCAUACCAUCUCCAGUGUUUUACAUGCAUACCAUCUCCAGUGUUUUACAUGCAUACCAUCUCCAGUGUUUUACAUGCAUACCAUCUCCAGAGUUUUACAUGCAUACCAUCUCCAGUGUUUUACAUGCAUACCAUCUCCAGUGUUUUACAUGCAUACCAUCUCCAGAGUUUUACAUGCAUACCAUCUCCAGUGUUUUACAUGCAUACCAUCUCCAGUGUUUUACAUGCAUACCAUCUCCAGAGUUUUACAUGCAUACCAUCUCCAGUGUUUUACAUGCAUACCAUCUCCAGUGUUUUACAUGCAUACCAUCUCCAGUGUUUUACAUGCAUACCAUCUCCAGAGUUUUACAUGCAUACCAUCUCCAGUGUUUUACAUGCAUACCAUCUCCACUUUUUUCAGAAUGUGGCAUUCUAGACAUAACCCCUGAUGAGAGAAAAGCUAACAGAUGUCAAGUGAUUGAUCUUAUGAAAGCAUCUGGAUUCCCAGCAUAUUUGACCUGUUUGGAGCAGGUGAGGAGUAGUUUAAUUAUGGACAUUAACAACGGUGUUGACAUGAAGGGAUUUCAAGUAUAACAGAGGACUAUUUAAACUAUGAAUAUUUACAACAGGGUUGAUUUUACAUGACUCCAAGGCUAAGAAAAGACUAUUUAAGAUAAUGAAAUUAAAAAUAGUGUUCACUUCAAGUCUAAGAAAAGACUAUUUAAGAUAAUGACAUUAAAAAUAGUGUUCACUUCAAGUCUAAGAAAAGACUAUUUAAGAUAAUGACAUUAAAAAUAGUGUUCACUUCAAGUCUAAGAAAAGACUAUUUAAGAUAAUGACAAUAACAAUAGUGUUCACUUCAAGUCGAAGAAAAGACUAUUUAAGAUAAUGACAUUAAUAUUGUGGCUCGCCGGAUGUACCUCAAAGGAACUUAUUUCUUCAUAUGAUUAGCAAUUAUUUUCAAUUUUGUCCAUAAAGGCACAUUUGAAAUAUAUAGGCCAAUAUAUCAUUUUUUUUGUGACGGUACGCCUCAUUUUGGUGUAUCCGCCCUUUUUAGACUGAUUAAAAAAAUAGCUUGAAAUAAGUAAUAAAUUAUAAAACAAUCUUACUAUUUAGUAACUACUCAAAUAAUAAGGAUUAUAUAAACACUGUGAGUGUGCAUCCCUAAAUUUGGAAUUAAUCAAAUAAAAACCCCACUCCCACUUUUGCUCUGGUGACCUCAGCUGGCAUCCUCAAUUUCUGCACCUAACACCACAGCUUCGUAUAUUAAAGGGGAAAAUGAGGGGCAUUUUUUUAUUUGCAAUAGUGAACUGUACAUAAAUAUAUGAACGUCAGUCAUCUACUUUGAGAAGUGACCUUAAUUUAACAUGCGAUUGGAAUAGUUAUUUUAUAAUAUACAGUAUGUUUAUUUAUUUUCAAGUGGAAAUUGGUGGGCCAAGGUCAUUGGUGCCCCACCAAGAGUAACAUGACCAUGAGCCACCCUAUGUUGAUAAAAAAACAUAACUGCUGAUCAUUAAUAAUUAUGGAAUGGCCAAGAGAAUUUAUUUGAAAGCUGUCAGUCCAGUUCUAGUUGCUUGUUGAUUGGGAACAAAACGCUUUCCGUUAUUUUGUUGAAUAAAUUGUAGUUUUCUGUUUGUCAGGUCCUGGUGAUGGGAGGAGAUGAGACAAGCUCAUCUGUCAAACAUCAACCUACUGACCAUCCGUUGGCCAGGGAUGUUACAGAGCCACAGGUCUGGAUGGUUAAGCCAGAUUCUGAUGGCACUGACAUGCCACUUCCGUCAACAUCUCAAACGGAAAGACUGAAGACCCUUGUUAACAAAAUAGCCUCAUUGACCGGCGCUCAGGAUCUGGUCAGGCAAUUGAGGUCAGUGUUGUGUUGCCACUUAAGUUUAUUUGAACUGGUCUCUGGUGACGGUUCAGCAACUGAGACAUAUAACUUUAACUAGAGACCAGGAUGUGCUCUCAUGGCUAGAAUCUUUGUCCCUAACAUAGUGGUGACGUCGACCCCUCCAACAAUCUAGGUCACUAAAACCUCUCCAUUACCAUUACAUUACCUUUGGGAAAAUCUUUUGUUGUCUUCUGGGGAAACAUAAACUUUAUAAAUUGACUUAACAAAUGAAUUCUUUUUGAAAAAGGGGGCAGCCAUUUUUUCAUUGUAAUUCAAGAGUUUUUGCUGUAAAGUGUAAAGGUCACUCCUACCCCUGUGUUAACUCAUCACAACAUGGCACUGUACUAGAGACAUUUGAUAUGUAGACUCAUCACAACAUGACACUGUAUUAGAGACAUUUGAUAUGUAGACUCAUCACAACAUGGCACUGUACUAGAGACAUUUGAUGUGUUAACUCAUCACAACAUGGCACUGUACUAGAGACAUUUGAUAUGUAGACUCAUCACUAUAUGACACUGUACUAGAGACAUUUGAUGUGUUAACUCAUCACUAGAUGGCACUGUACUAGAGACAUUUGAUAUGUAGACUCAUCACUAGAUGACACUGUACUAGAGACAUUUGAUAUGUAGACUCAUCACAACAUGACACUGUUCUAGAGACAUUUGAUAUGUAGACUCAUCACAACAUGACACUGUACUAGAGACAUUUGAUAUGUAGACUCAUCACAACAUGACACUGUACUAGAGACAUUUGAUAUGUAGACUCAUUACUAGAUGGCACUGUACUAGAGACAUUUGAUAUGUAGACUCAUCACUAGAUGACACUGUACUAGAGACAUUUGAUAUGUAGAAUCAUCACAACAUGGCACUGUACUAGAGACAUUUGAUAUGUUAACUCAUCACAACAUGGCACUGUACUAGAGACAUUUGAUAUGUAGAAUCAUCACAACAUGGCACUGUACUAGAGACAUUUGAUAUGUAGACUCAUCACUAGAUGACACUGUACUAGAGACAUUUGAUAUGUAGACUCAUCACUAGAUGACACUGUACUAGAGACAUUUGAUAUGUAGACUCAUCACAACAUGGCACUGUACUAGAGACAUUUGAUAUGUAGACUCAUCACAACAUGACACUGUACUAGAGACAUUUGAUAUGUAGACUCAUCACUAGAUGGCACUGUACUAGAGACAUUUGAUAUGUAGACUCAUCACUAGAUGACACUGUACUAGAGACAUUUGAUAUGUAGACUCAUCACAACAUGACACUGUACUAGAGACAUUUGAUAUGUAGACUCAUCACUAGAUGGCACUGUACUAGAGACAUUUGAUAUGUAGACUCAUCACUUGAUGGCACUGUACUUGAGACAUUUGAUAUGUAGACUCAUCACAACAUGACACUGUACUAGAGACAUUUGAUAUGUAGACUCAUCACUAGAUGGCACUGUACUAGAGACAUUUGAUAUGUAGACUCAUCACUAGAUGACAUUGUACUAGAGACAUUUGAUAUGUAGACUCAUCACUAGAUGACACUGUACUAGAGACAUUUGAUAUGUAGAAUCAUCACAACAUGGCACUGUACUAGAGACAUUUGAUAUGUUAACUCAUCACUAGAUGACACUGUACUAGAGACAUUUGAUAUGUAGAAUCAUCACAACAUGGCACUGUACUAGAGACAUUUGAUAUGUAGACUCAUCACUAGAUGACACUGUACUAGAGACAUUUGAUAUGUAGACUCAUCACAACAUGACACUGUACUAGAGACAUUUGAUAUGUAGACUCAUCACAACAUGGCACUGUACUAGAGACAUUUGAUAUGUAGACUCAUCACAACAUGACACUGUACUAGAGACAUUUGAUAUGUAGACUCAUCACAACAUGGCACUGUACUAGAGACAUUUGAUAUGUAGACUCAUCACUAGAUGACACUGUACUAGAGACAUUUGAUAUGUAGACUCAUCACUAGAUGACACUGUACUAGAGACAUUUGAUAUGUAGACUCAUCACUAGAUGACACUGUACUAGAGACAUUUGAUAUGUAGACUCAUCACUAGAUGACACUGUACUAGAGACAUUUGAUAUGUAGACUCAUCACUAGAUGACACUGUACUAGAGACAUUUGAUAUGUAGACUCAUCACAACAUGACACUGUACUAGAGACAUUUGAUAUGUAGACUCAUCACUAGAUGACACUGUACUAGAGACAUUUGAUAUGUAUACUCAUCACUAGAUGACACUGUACUAGAGACAUUUGAUAUGUAGACUCAUCACUAGAUGACACUGUACUAGAGACAUUUGAUAUGUAGACUCAUCACUAGAUGACACUGUACUAGAGACAUUUGAUAUGUAGACUCAUCACUAGAUGACACUGUACUAGAGACAUUUGAUAUGUAGACUCAUCACUAGAUGACACUGUACUAGAGACAUUUGAUAUGUAGACUCAUCACUAGAUGACACUGUACUAGAGACAUUUGAUAUGUAGACUCAUCACAACAUGACACUGUACUAGAGACAUUUGAUAUGUAGACUCAUCACAACAUGGCACUGUUCUAGAGACAUUUGAUAUGUAGACUCAUCACAACAUGACACUGUACUAGAGACAUUUGAUAUGUAGACUCAUCACUAGAUGACACUGUACUAGAGACAUUUGAUAUGUAGACUCAUCACUAGAUGACACUGUACUAGAGACAUUUGAUAUGUAGACUCAUCACUAGAUGACACUGUACUAGAGACAUUUGAUAUGUAGACUCAUCACUAGAUGACACUGUACUAGAGACAUUUGAUAUGUAGACUCAUCACUAGAUGACACUGUACUAGAGACAUUUGAUAUGUAGACUCAUCACUAGAUGACACUGUACUAGAGACAUUUGAUAUGUAGACUCAUCACUAGAUGACACUGUACUAGAGACAUUUGAUAUGUAGACUCAUCACUAGAUGACACUGUACUAGAGACAUUUGAUAUGUAGACUCAUCACUAGAUGACACUGUACUAGAGACAUUUGAUAUGUAGACUCAUCACUAGAUGACACUGUACUAGAGACAUUUGAUAUGUAGACUCAUCACUAGAUGACACUGUACUAGAGACAUUUGAUAUGUAGACUCAUCACUAGAUGACACUGUACUAGAGACAUUUGAUAUGUAGACUCAUCACUAGAUGACACUGUACUAGAGACAUUUGAUAUGUAGACUCAUCACUAGAUGACACUGUACUAGAGACAUUUGAUAUGUAGACUCAUCACUAGAUGACACUGUACUAGAGACAUUUGAUAUGUAGACUCAUCACUAGAUGACACUGUACUAGAGACAUUUGAUAUGUAGACUCAUCACUAGAUGACACUGUACUAGAGACAUUUGAUAUGUAGACUCAUCACUAGAUGACACUGUACUAGAGACAUUUGAUAUGUAGACUCAUCACUAGAUGGCACUGUACUAGAGACAUUUGAUAUGUAGACUCAUCACUAGAUGACACUGUACUAGAGACAUUUGAUAUGUAGACUCAUCACUAGAUGACACUGUACUAGAGACAUUUGAUAUGUAGAAUCAUCACAACAUGGCACUGUACUAGAGACAUUUGAUAUGUUAACUCAUCACUAGAUGACACUGUACUAGAGACAUUUGAUAUGUAGAAUCAUCACAACAUGGCACUGUACUAGAGACAUUUGAUAUGUAGACUCAUCACUAGAUGACACUGUACUAGAGACAUUUGAUAUGUAGACUCAUCACAACAUGACACUGUACUAGAGACAUUUGAUAUGUAGACUCAUCACAACAUGGCACUGUACUAGAGACAUUUGAUAUGUAGACUCAUCACAACAUGACACUGUACUAGAGACAUUUGAUAUGUAGACUCAUCACAACAUGGCACUGUACUACAGACAUUUGAUAUGUAGAAUCAUCACAACAUGGCACUGUACUAGAGACAUUUGAUAUGUAGACUCAUCACUAGAUGAAACUGUACUAGAGACAUUUGAUAUGUAGACUCAUCACUAGAUGACACUGUACUAGAGACAUUUGAUAUGUAGACUCAUCACUAGAUGACACUGUACUAGAGACAUUUGAUAUGUAGACUCAUCACAACAUGACACUGUACUAGAGACAUUUGAUAUGUAGACUCAUCACUAGAUGACACUGUUCUAGAGACAUUUGAUAUGUAGAAUCAUCACUACAUGACACUGUACUAGAGACAUUUGAUAUGUAGAAUCAUCACUAGAUGACACUGUUCUAGAGACAUUUGAUAUGUAGAAUCAUCACUACAUGACACUGUACUAGAGACAUUUGAUAUGUAGAAUCAUCACUACAUGACACUGUACUAGAGACAUUUGAUAUGUAGAAUCAUCACUAGAUGACACUGUUCUAGAGACAUUUGAUAUGUAGAAUCAUCACUACAUGACACUGUACUAGAGACAUUUGAUAUGUAGACUCAUCACUAGAUGACACUGUUCUAGAGACUUUUGAUAUGUAGAAUCAUCACUACAUGACACUGUACUAGAGACAUUUGAUAUGUAGAAUCAUCACUACAUGACACUGUACUAGAGACAUUUGAUAUGUAGACUCAUCACUAGAUGACACUGUUCUAGAGACAUUUGAUAUGUAGAAUCAUCACUACAUGACACUGUACUAGAGACAUUUGAUAUGUAGAAUCAUCACUAGAUGACACUGUACUAGAGACAUUUGAUAUGUAGACUCAUCACUAGAUGACACUGUUCUAGAGACAUUUGAUAUGUAGAAUCAUCACUACAUGACACUGUACUAGAGACAUUUGAUAUGUAGAAUCAUCACUACAUGAUACUGUACUAGAGACAUUUGAUAUGUAGACUCAUCACUAGUUAGCAAUGUGCUCGAGACAUUUGAUAUGUAGGUUAUGUCUAUUUAUAGAAACCAACUGCUAGUGGCCACAGCCAGGAACUUGUGCAUCACUAAAGUCCUAACAGCAGAGAGCUCUACACGAAUGGCAGUUGAGAUUCUAGCAGACGUCGCCCAGGGCAGAGGUUCUCAGGUUUCCCUCAAUACAGUGAGUUAGCAAGUUUAGACACCUAAUUUACCAAGUAUAGACACUUAUUUACCAAGUAUAAACACUAAGUUACCAAGUAGAGGCAUCUGAUUUACCAAGUAUAGACACUUAUUUGCCAAGCAUAGGCACCUAAUUUACCAAGCAUAGACACUUAUUUGCCAUGUAUAGGCACCUUAUUUACAAAGUAUAUACACUUAAUUUACCAAUAUAGGCAUUUUAUUUCCCUAGUCUAGACACUUACUUUACUGAAGCAUAGGCACCUAAUUUACCAAGUAUAGAUACUUAAUUUAACAAGUACCGACAUUUAAUUGACCAAGUACCCCUAUAGAACUGAAGUGAUCCAAUUCUAAAAUGAAUCUCCCUUUAGAAUUGCUUAGCAAAGAUCAAUGAGUUGUUUAUUGUUUCCACUCAGGGAUUCUCUGAUACCAGAAAUGGUGAUGUCAUGAUCAUUAGACCUGUCAGGUAAGGCAUUCAAGACUCAUGGUCUUAUCUACCAACACAUUCAUGCAGUCACACCACAUUCAAGACUCACGGUCUUAUCUACCAACACAUUCAUGCAGUCACACCACAUUCAAGACUCAUGGUCUUAUCUACCAACACAUUCAUGCAGUCAUACCACAUUCAAGACUCACGGUCUUAUCUACCAACACAUUCAUGCAGUCACACCACAUUCAAGACUCAUGGUCUUAUCUACCAACACAUUCAUGCAGUCACACCACAUUCAAGACUCACGGUCUUAUCUACCAACACAUUCAUGCAGUCACACCACAUUCAAGACUCAUGGUCUUAUCUACCAACACAUUCAUGCAGUCACACCACAUUCAAGACUCAUGGUCUUAUCUACCAACACAUUCAUGCAGUCACACCACAUUCAAGACUCACGGUCUUAUCUACCAACACAUUGAUGCAGUCACAGCACAUUGAUGAAUGCACUCACAUAUGUUCAUUUGUUGACUCACUAGACAUCCCUGGUCAGUUUUAGAUCAAUGUACAGCAAAGUUUUUGUGUGAACCUGCUUUUGACUGUCCAAUUGGCAGAUGAAAUCAUUUCUGCUACAACAUUUUCUUAAGUGCUUUUAUAAUUUGAAAUCGGUUUAAAAAAUUUAUUUGGAGAUUUUUCUGCGGAUCCCUUUAGGAUCCCUAGUUCACAGUUUGGGAACUGCUGCUCUAACUGGUAGUAAAAAGAAUAUAAGUAGAGUAUUAGUGAUUGAUAAGUUGAAUGUUUUUGAUGAAGUUGAUAAAUGAAUUGAGCUUAGUUUUUGCAUGUACAUGGCUGGAACUGUUGAUUUAAUUGAUAGGCAGAGAUGUGGAGAAGCUCUAAAGUGAUGAGGUGUGUUCACGUUCUCUCAUCAUACGUUCUCUCAUACUUUCUCUCAUCCACAGAGAUCUCAACUCUAAAGAUCUCGCCAUGUUCAACAAGCUCUUUAAUGUCAAAAGUGUUUUUAUUCCAACUAAAGCAUCAAAGGUAGACUUUAUAUUGGUAUCAAUCUAUUUAAAUGACAAGGGGACAAAGUCCAUCAACCUUGCUAGCAUGAUAAAGUAUUUUUUUAAACAUUACAAAUCAAAUGAAACCCUCUGCUAUUUUCAGAUGGGUUGUGACCAAAUUGUUUUUUUUUUUUUUUUUUGUCAGAACUUUUAAAAAUUUUUUUUUUUUUUUUAGACCAAAUUUUUUUAAAGGGGACAAAGUCCAUCAACCUUGCUAGCAUGAUAAAGUAUUUUUUUAAACAUUACAAAUCAAAUGAAACCCUCUGCUAUUUUCAGAUGGGUUGUGACCAAAUUGUUUUUUUUUUUUUUUUGGUUAGAACUUUUAAAAACUUUUUUUUUUUUUUUAUACCAAAUUUUUUUUUUUUUUUUUUUGGUCAGAACUUUUAAAAACUUUUCUUUUUUUUUUAGACCAAAUUUUUUUGUAGACUCAUCACUGCAUGACACUGUUCUAAAGACAUUUGAUGUGUAGACUCAAAAUAAAUUUGGUCCAAAAAUAAAAAAAAAAUUUGGUCACAAAAAAAUUGUUGACCAAAUUGUUUUGUGUGCAGUAGUUAAGUUUUUAAUUACCCAUAAAAGUUAAGGGAAAAUUCAUUAUCAUCAUUAUAUGCAACCUCCAUGAUAAGGCCACCAGUGCAGUCUUCUUCAAGAACAACAACAUCGGUUCAAGACCACGGUUGGAGUACGACAAUGCUGCUUGCUCUCCACCACCCUGUUUAACAUCUUCCUAGAAAGAAAGAAUUAAAGGAAAAAAUAACUCUCCCCAAUAAAUUUUCCUUUUCAAAAUUAAUCACAAUUACAUCAUAAUUUUAAAAAUAAAAAUGAAGAAAAACCAAUUUAAUAUUGUUUGGCUAAUAUGUGAUAAACUUUUAACAAUGAAUGAUAACAUUUUUAAAUUGUCUUUAUGAUAUUGAAAUGUUGUCACAUUCCAUUCAUACAUUUGACAGACUUCCUUAAGUUCCACAAUUGAAAAGUUGACAGAGACAUUUGUGAUGGGAUUACAGGCUGACUUCCCAUCGACCGUCAGCAACAUUAAGAGGUUUGUUUUUAUGCUAUUUUGACAUUGUUAUUACCUGUAAUUGAAUUUUUUUAUAUCAAGCAUCUUUACAAACUAUCAUUGAAAUAAACACUGUUUGAAUGCUAAUUAUUCACCUAAGACAAUGUCUGCCUUCAUUCUCAUUAAUCACCUCAGACAAUGUCUGCCUUCAUUCUCAUGAAUCACCUGAGACAAUGUCUGCCUUCAUUCUCAAUUACCACCUCAGACAAUGUCUGCCUUCAUUCUCAUUAAUCACCUAAGACUAUGUCUGCCUUCGUUUGUUCCAGAACUUCAGAAAAGCUGGGACUUGCUAACACAGAGACCUGUCCAAAGUGUUGUCUGUGUAUGGUAAGUAAUGAAUACUUUUGCUUUACUGUGAUCAAAUUGAUGGGGUUUACAUGUAAGAAGUGUUGUCUGUGUAUGGUAAGUAAUGAAUACUUUUGCUUUACUGUGAUCAAAUUGAUGGGGUUUACAUGUAAGAAGUGUUGUCUGUGUAUGGUAAGUAAUGAAUACUUCUGCUUUACUGUGAUCAAAUUGAUGGGGUUUACAUGUAAGAAGUGUUGUCUGUGUAUGGUAAGUAAUGAAUACUUUUGCUUUACUGUGAUCAAAUUGAUGGGGUUUACAUGUAAGAAGUGUUGUCUGUGUAUGGUAAGUAAUGAAUACUUCUGCUUUACUGUGAUCAAAUUGAUGGGGUUAUAUGUAAGAAGUUAUCCAUCACAUCUUUGGUACAUAAACAUGGCAACUCAUCAAAGUAGAAAUUGGUGAAUUAAAUAGUGAAAAUGAUGUGGUCUUCCUGUUUGAAGAUGUAAGAACAUAAUAGGUGACAGCUUGAAUAAAUGUACAAGACAAUUGACAAUUACCUGGAAGCAUUCAACAGCAAAUACAAUACAAGAAAAAAAGAUUAAGAAAAUCAGAACUCAGCUUGCUGCUGUAAAGCUUGACAGGAACUUAUUAAAUUCAAAACGAAAACAUGACUAAGAAAUUCUAGAACACAAUCUAAGAAGUCUUUAAAUUAGGAUUGUGGUGGUUUUCAAUGUAAGGAAUUUGUUCACUAAUAUAUUGUUAUAAAUAAUGUGUUUGAAAUUGAUAAUUAUUGAUCAACACAUCCAUUUUCAACUACAACAUUUUUGUAAAAAUUCUUUGUGCUAAAUAAUUGAUAAAUCAGGGAUGUCACAUUUCUGUGCUGAGUUUGUUGAACCAUUUCAUUACAUGUCACAUUUCUGUGCUGAGCUUGUUAAACCAUUUCAUUACAUGUCUCAUUUCUGUGCUGAGCUUGUUAAAUCAUUUCAUUACAUGUCACAUUUCUGUGCUGAGCUUGUUAAACCAUUUCAUUACAUGUCUCAUUUCUGUGCUGAGCUUGUUAAACCAUUUCAUUACAUGUCAAAUUUCUGUGCUGAGUUUGUUAAACCAUUUCAUUACAUGUCUCAUUUCUGUGCUGAGUUUGUUGAACCAUUUCAUUACAUGCCAAAUUUCUGUGCUGAAAUCACCCAAUGAUAAACUGAAUUUUCACUAAUUUCAGUCACCACUUGAUACGAGGACGGGCCCCUCAUCCGCACUGAAAGCCAUAGAGUUUUCCCAGAAGAUGUCACGUUCACAUCCCACAGAAAAAAAACCCACUGGAGGGGGAGACAACUGUUGCCGGGAUAAGGGAGAUAACAGGUAACUUGUUUAACAGGGCUACCGGUACAUAUUGGGGACUCCCGCAUUGUCACUAGUAAGACUGUCCAUUGAAAACACCUUAUUUAUAAGAGCUACCUGUUGAGCAAUGAAUAAACUUAAAGGUCUUGUGACCCCAGGGUUUUGUCUUGGGCAAUAUUCAAGUCAGUGUUCAAUGAUCCUUUCUUCAGCUUCCAGAACAAUCUGAUGGACUGUCUGUGCUAUGGGUGUCGGCUGUCUCUUCACAACUAUGUAAGUACAACAUUUGUUCACUGUAACCAAGUCAAGGACUUCUUCAUGACAAGGUUUUUAAACCGUAGUUAUUCAAGAGUUAAUCUUAGGACAAUCUAUUGUUAGGUCUGCCUAUAAGUUUAAGAUGGUUACACUGAGUUACAACUGUGUAGUUAUUCAAGAGUUAAUCUUAGGACAAUUUAUUGUUAGUGUUUGAAUUUAAAUUUCAUCCUUAUCUAUUUAACUAAGAGCUUAACUUUAAUCAAUUUCUGAUGAUCACAUUGCACUGAGCCCACCAUUUUAUUGACAUGUCCUUACCCAAUCUGUCUUGUACAGUCUUUAGUUACCUGACCCAAUCUGUCUUGUACAGUCUUUAGUUACCUGACCCAACCUGUCUGGUACAGUCUUUAGUUACCUGACCCAAUCUGUCUUGUACAGUCUUUAGUUACCUGACCCAAUCUGUCUUGUACAGUCUUUAGUUAUCUGACCCAAUCUGUCUUGUACAGUCUUUAGUUACCCGACCCAAUCUGUCUUGUACAGUCUUUAGUUACCUGACCCAAUCUGUCUGGUACAGUCUUUAGUUACCUGACCGACUCUGUCUGGUACAGUCUUUAGUUACCUGACCCAAUCUGUCUUGUACAGUCUUUAGUUACCUGACCCAAUCUGUCUUGUACAGUCUUUAGAUACUUGACCCAAUCUGUCUGGUACAGUCUUUAGUUACCUGACCCAGUCUGUCUUGUACAGUCUUUAGAUACUUGACCCAAUCUGUCUGGUACAGUCUUUAGUUACCUGACCCAGUCUGUCUUGUACAGUCUUUAGAUACUUGACCCAACCUGUCUGGUACAGUCUUUAGUUACCUGACCCAAUCUGUCUUGUACAGUCUUUAGUUACUUGACCCAACCUGUCUGGUACAGUCUUUAGUUACCUGACCCAAUCUGUCUUGUACAGUCUUUAGAUACCUGACCCAAUCUGUCUUGUACAGUCUUUAGUUACCUGACCCAAUCUGUCUUGUACAGUCUUUAGAUACUUGACCCAAUCUGUCUGGUACAGUCUUUAGUUACCUGACCCAAUCUGUCUUGUACAGUCUUUAGUUACCUGACCCAAUCUGUCUUGUAGAGUCUUUAGUUACCUGACCCAAUCUGUCUUGUACAGUCUUUAGAUACUUGACCCAAUCUGUCUUGUACAGUCUUUAGUUACCUGACCCAAUCUGUCUUGUACAGUCUUUAGAUACUUGACCCAAUCUGUCUGAUACAGUCUUUAGUUACCUGACCCAGUCUGUCUUGUACAGAUUUUAGCUCCCUUACCCUACAUGCCAUGUACUGUUUUAGCUCACCUAACAACCAGUUAACUGCUGACGCUUACUACUAUUCUUAAUAGAAAAAUCUAAAUGACUAAAUUUUUAUUUUCGCAAAUAUGACUGUAAGAGAUGUUUAUUGGCAAGCUUAGAUCAUUGAUACUCUAUGAUGACUGUAAGAGAUGUUUAUUGGCAAGCUUAGAUCACAUCUUGUUACAGCAUCACAUGAGACAAGUCACAUGUAGUUACGGCAUCACAUGAGACAAGUCACAUGUAGUUACAGCAUCACAUGAGACAAGUCACAUGUAGUUACAGCAUCACAUGAGACAAGUCACAUGUAGUUACGGCAUCACAUGAGACAAGUCACAUGUAGUUACGGCAUCACAUGAGACAAGUCACAUGUAGUUACAGCAUCACAUGAGACAAGUCACAUGUAGUUACGGCAUCACAUGAGACAAGUCACAUGUAGUUACGGCAUCACAUGAGAAGAGUCACAUGUAGUUACGGCAUCACAUGCGAUGAGUCACAUGUAGUUACGGCAUCACAUGAGACAAGUCACAUGUAGUUACAGCAUCACAUGCGAUGAGUCACAUGUAGUUACGGCAUCACAUGAGACAAGUCACAUGUAGUUACAGCAUCACAUGAGAAGAGUCACAUGUAGUUACGGCAUCACAUGAGAAGAGUCACAUGUAGUUACGGCAUCACUUGAGAAGAGUCACAUGUAGUUACGGCAUCACAUGAGAAGAGUCACAUGUAGUUACGGCAUCACUUGAGAAGAGUCACAUGUAGUUACGGCAUCACAUGAGAAGAGUCACAUGUAGUUACGGCAUCACUUGAGAAGAGUCACAUGUAGUUACGGCAUCACUUUUAAUCCUGGUCAUUUUUUAACUGACUUCAAUAUGUUGGAUCAAUCAGCAAUGUGUUGGAUCAAUCAGCAAUAUGUUGGAUCAAUCAGCAAUAUGUUGGAUCAAUCAGCAAUAUUUUGGAUCAAUCAGCAAUAUGUUGGUUCAAUCAGCAAUAUGUUGGAUCAAUCAGCAAUGUGUUGUAUCAAUCAGCAAUAUGUUGGAUCAAUCAGCAAUAUUUUGGAUCAAUCAGCAAUGUGUUGGAUCAAUCAGCAAUAUGUUGCAUCAAUCAGCAAUAUGUUGGAUCAGUCAGAUGCAUGAUAUUAUUCUUUGCUUUGUUUUAUUAAGCCAAGUUAACAGUUACAAUUCAACAUGGAUACGAUGUUAUUUUAACGUUUUUGCAUUUCAAAUGAAUUGUAUCGUCACGCAGCUUCUCUUUCACGUACAUGCAGCCAUCAACUCCUUGUUUUUAUUUAUUUUGUGUGAUUUCAACAAGGGUCAGUUCAGACAAGGAGGCCAACAACAAUCACAACAUAUAGAUUCGACCAAAUUAGCUUUUGACCAUACUUCUGUUGAUCAGUUUUCUGUUGAUCAGUUUUCCGUCGACUCAAUUUCUUUUAAACUAAUUUGUGGACACUGGUCCAUUGCUAUCUGCAGUAGAAGGAGAACAAUUUAAGAGGAUAGAAUAAUAAUGAAAUGUGAUACAUUUGAGAAGAGCGGGCUUAGAUGAGGAGUUGUCACCCCUGGCUUGAAUGAGGAGUGGCCACCCCAGGCUUUCAUGAGGAGUGGCCACCCAGACUUACAUGAGGAGUGGCCACCCCAGACUUACAUGAGGAGUGGCCACCCUGACUUACAUGAGGAGUGGCCACCCCAGGCUUAGAUGAGGAGUGGCCACCCCAGGCUUAGAUGAGGAGUGGCCAUCCCAGGCUUACAUGAGGAGUGGCCACCCCAGGCUUACACAAGGAGUGGCCACCCCAGGCUUAGAUGAGGAGUGGCCACCCCAGACUUACAUGAAGAGUGGCCACCCCAGGCUUACAUUAGGAGUGGCCACCCCAGGCUUACAUGAGGAGUGGCCACCCCAGACUUAGAUGAGGAGUGGCCACCCCAGGCUUACAUGAGGAGUGGCAACCCCAGGCUUACAUGAAGAGUGGCCACCCCAGACUUAGAUGAGGAGUGGCCACCCCAGACUUAGAUGAGGAGUGGCAACCCAAGGCUUACAUGAAGAGUGGCCACUACAGGCUUAGAUGAGUGGCCACCCCAGACUUACAUGAGGAGUGGCCACCCCAGGCUUAGAUGAGGAGUGGCCACCCCAGGCUUAGAUGAGGAGUGGCCACCCCAGACUUAGAUGAGGAGUGGCCACCCCAGGCUCACAUGAGGAGUGGCAACCCCAGGCUUACAUGAAGAGUGGCCACUACAGGCUUAGAUGAGUGGCCACCCCAGGCUUACAUGAGGAGUGGCCACCCCAGGCUUACAUGAGGAGUGGCCACCCCAGGCUUACAUGAGGAGUGGCCACCCCAGGCUUACAUGAGGUCAGAGGAGUGGCCACCCUAGGCAUAGAUGAGGAAACAAUCAACAACAAAAUGACCGUUUAGAUGUCUCAAUGGAAUUGUUCCCUUGGAUUAGGUCAUCAAAGGGUUUACGUAAGCAUGAAGUUUGGUUGCCAAUAUUAAUGCACAGACAAUUGUUACAAAGGUGUUACAAUUUGUUUUGUUUCAGGGUGAUGAUUUGAGGAGGCUCCCAACGUUUGUAAGACAGCGUGCAGUGCAUAUGACUCAACUGUAAGAGGUGUUUUCUUCUCAAUUUGUCUUACAAUCUCUUAGACAAUGCCUUUUUUAAUACCUAACAAUUUGUACUUAACUAGUCAUGAAUGAUAAAGUCAUCCUAAAAAAAAAAUGAAUGCAAAAAUUAUUUGUGGCAAAAUACAGAUGGUGAAUUUUUAUCUUUGAUUUGUGGAAUAUGACAUAGUAACAAUUGCAUUAAAAGCUUAGUCUAAAGGGCAGUAACUCACAAAAAUCUGGUAAGAGUACCUAUUCCCACUUGUACCAGUAUUUACAUUUUAAAUCAGUGAUGAAACCAAGACAAUGGCAGAGUCAUCAUAAAUUGAUGUUUGUGUGUCAUAACUUUUGCAGCAUGUGUCAAUAUUAGCAUUUUUUUAUUUACUAGCACACCCCAGGGUCAUUAGUAAUUUUUGUGUUAUUUAUGAGACUCCUGGCUGCCACUUGUAAAAUCAUCAAUGUGUUUAAAGUCAGGUGUUAAAAGUCAGGUCAUGUAACAGUGUUCCAUUUGAUUAGAUUCUGUCAUUAGGUUUCUUAGCUUUUUUUUUCAAUUCUAUGGCCCAUAAGUAAAUAUCCCCUGUAUAUGUGAAUAGUGAACUCACUUGUCACUCUUAAUACACACAUAUAAAUAUCUAUGUAAAUUUUUUUUAUGGGUACAUUUGAAUUAAAUUGAAAUCUCUCACAUACCAAGGAAAGGAUGUUACCUUAUGGUAUUACAGCUACCAAAUUGUAUCAAAUACCACAACAGCAGCUUGCAGCAAUUUUAUUAUUUAAUACCUUUACAACUACAGCUGUUGUAUUCAGGCCAUAGGAGAGCGGGAUUUGUGUGUCUACCUGUUGGUGAGAGGGCCCUUGUUAUAGUAUUUGUAUUUGAUACCAUUACAACUAUAGUAGUUGUAUUUGAUACCAUUACAACUAUGGUAUUUGUAUUUGAUACCAUUACAACUAUAGUAGUUGUAUUUGAUACCAUUACAACUAUGGUAUUUGUAUUUGAUACCAUUACAACUAUAGUAGUUGUAUUUGAUACCAUUACAACUAUGGUAGUUGUAUUUGAUACCAUUACAACUAUAGUAGUUGUAUUUGAUACCAUUACAACUAUGGUAUUUGUAUUUGAUACCAUUACAACUAUAGUAGUUGUAUUUGAUACCAUUACAACUAUGGUAGUUGUAUUUGAUACCAUUAAAACUAUAGUAGUUGUUUUUGAUACCAUUACAACUAAAGUAUUUGUAUUUAUUAAUGCAGUAAUUUUCUCACAAUUUCCAUCUGUACAGAGACGACAUCAAACAACACAUAUCUGACUUUCUCCUGGAUGAGGACAACAGAUAACCAUGGCUCACUAAUGGUCAACCUAGGCUUGCAGACAGACCACAGCUUCCAGACAGACAAUGACAGCUUGCAGACAACAGCAGCUUACAGACAGACAAAUAUGACUUGCAGAGAGACAAUCAUGGCUGGCAGACAGACAAUGCUGAACUUCAGAGAGACAACCAUGGCUGGUAGACAGUUGUGAAUUCAAGAAUAAAAAAAAUACAAUUUCUCUAUUUCUACUCUGACCUUAUUUUAUUGUAUUUGUCAGCCAUUUAUUGAAUACAAGAUCAUCAGAUGACAGUAACAAAACUUGUUGUAUGAACAUUAACUUCUCCUUUGAUGUUAUGCCAG
Molecule: messenger RNA, 24466 nt
Organism: Lymnaea stagnalis (great pond snail)
Lineage: Eukaryota; Metazoa; Mollusca; Gastropoda; Lymnaeidae
Source: the annotation of a GenBank genome assembly